AUGGAGGCCGCCGCACGGACGGACCCACUGGUGACAGCCCCCGGUCGGGAGCCGCUGGGCGCCCUGGGGCAGCGCCCGGCCUGCAAGAAACGGCGCAAGUCGCGGACGGCGUUCACCAACCAGCAGAUCUACGAGCUGGAGCAGCGGUUCCUGCGGCAGAAGUACCUCUCGCCGGCGGACCGGGACCAGCUGGCGGCCCGGCUGGCGCUCAGCACCGCCCAGGUCAUCACUUGGUUCCAGAACCGCCGCGCCAAGCUCAAGCGGGACCUGGAGGAGCUGCGGGCCGACGUGGCCUCGCUGCAGGCGCUGCCCCCCGCCGCCCUCCAGCAGCUGGCGGCGCUGCCCGACGCCCCCCGACCCGGCACCGGCACCGGCACCGGGCGGCAGGAAGGACGCGCCGCGGCUAUCACCGUUGGCUCGGGGCUGGCCCAGCCCCGCAGCCCGGGUACCGGCCCUGCCUGGCCCCCAGCCGAGCCCCGGGAGCCCCCGCAGAGCUGGGGGGGUCCCCGUUACUCCCCGGGCUAA
Messenger RNA from Haliaeetus leucocephalus (bald eagle), 525 nucleotides. RefSeq names its product ladybird homeobox 2 (gene LBX2). The transcript is spliced from 3 exons. Gene Ontology annotation, biological process: regulation of DNA-templated transcription. The record is from RefSeq and is a predicted model, not a curated record. The coding region runs from base 1 to 525 and encodes 174 amino acids. Lineage: Eukaryota; Metazoa; Chordata; Aves; Accipitriformes; Accipitridae. Gene Ontology annotation, molecular function: DNA binding; DNA-binding transcription factor activity, RNA polymerase II-specific.